Messenger RNA from Metarhizium album ARSEF 1941, 642 nucleotides. RefSeq names its product Phosphotransferase family protein. NCBI's taxonomy places the organism in Eukaryota, Fungi, Ascomycota, Sordariomycetes, Hypocreales, Clavicipitaceae. The record is from RefSeq and is a predicted model, not a curated record. The transcript is spliced from 3 exons. Bases 1 to 642 code for a protein of 213 amino acids.
AUGGGCAUACGUGUCCUCGAGCACACAACGUCAAAUGGCGGUGUGUUGGCCCUCAAAGUCAAGCCCCAUGGUGCGCUCCAGCGCUCUGAAGCAGACAUGAUGCAAUAUGCUGCCACGCACGCUCAAGAGGCCGCUUGCGCACGUCUUGGUGCCGAAAAGACACCUGGAGAGUCAUUGGACACGGUGUGGGAUAAGCUCACCAAGUCAGAAAGGAAAUCCAUCAAGAAUCAGCUACACAGCCUACCUACAACGUCUACGAUCGACUGGAGCAAAACUACUGCGGGCCGUUUGAAGAUGAAGAGGCCUUUGACGCCUGGUGUUUGGAUCGAGUUCAAGCGAUCGAGUUUCACAGUGUGGAAGCCGCGCCGAUUCCUCGACAAGGCGCGCGGCACGCCAAACAGAUUUGUGCUUACGCAUUGCGACUUGACGCCGCGCAACAUCAUGGCCGAAAAUGGACGGGUAACUGGCAUUGUGGAUUGGGAAAGAAGCGGCUUCUUCCCGGAGUAUGCAGAGUACGCCUUUGCAAUGAAGCUCUGCCAUGAGCAUGAGAAAUGGUGGAUUCCAGUGCUGAAGGACUUGUUGGUACCUUGUGAGAAGACGAGGCUGGACUUGACAGAAAUGGUCGAGUAUUCAGGCUGGUGA